AUGGGGAUUUCGAGGGUUGUUCUCCUCAAGAACAAAACAACUCCAAUUGAUCCUUACGAAGCGGACUUCAAACAAGAAGAUUUCGAUCCAGUGUUUGUCCCAUUAAUUCAACAUCAACAUUUGCCUGCUGAAUGUCUAAGUCUUCUGCGAGAUGAAAAGUACCUGUCACAACUUCAAAUCAUUGUCAUAAGCUCCCAACGUACCGUGGAAUGCCUGAAUGAGUCUAUAAUCCCAAGACUAACUGAUAAGGAAAGAAACGAGUUGCUACGCAAGGUUGUCUACACAGUUGGUCCUGCUACCGCUAACUUUUUAAAACGCUGCGGAUUUCAAAACAUAAAAGGUGGCAAAGAUGCUGGUAAUGGUAGUGUUUUGGCUGACUUGAUCAUUUCUGAUUUGCGCACCCAGUUCAUCGAAUUGAGCCAAGUUUCAAAACCGUUACUACUCGUUGGCGAAACUAGAAGAGAUAUUGUUCCCAAAAAACUAGCUUCAGUUGGAAUAGAUUCACAAGAGGUCGUCACAUAUAUUACUAAGGAAAACAAUGAUAAUUUGGUGCGAUUCCAGUCAGUAUUUAUUCCACGAAGCUGGGUUGUAUUCUUCAGUCCGCAAGGAACAGAAGAAAUCAUCGAAUUUUUAAAGCAAGAAAAAGUUAACAUUGCGAGCAUUGGCCCCACCACUAACGAGUUUCUGAAAUCUCACAACAUUCGUUCGCAAGUUGUGAGCAGCAAACCUGAGCCUAAAGCUUUGAUUAAGGCACUAAAACUUUUCGAAGAAACAUCACAAGCAUAA
This is a messenger RNA of Lachancea lanzarotensis, 786 nucleotides long. It is a transcript of the gene HEM4, whose product is annotated as LALA0S01e05138g1_1. The coding region runs from base 1 to 786 and encodes 261 amino acids. NCBI's taxonomy places the organism in Eukaryota, Fungi, Ascomycota, Saccharomycetes, Saccharomycetales, Saccharomycetaceae. The transcript has a single exon. Gene Ontology annotation, molecular function: uroporphyrinogen-III synthase activity. Gene Ontology annotation, biological process: uroporphyrinogen III biosynthetic process. The record is from RefSeq and is a predicted model, not a curated record.